Syngnathoides biaculeatus (alligator pipefish) is the source of this 1581-nucleotide messenger RNA. Its product is annotated as alpha-2-macroglobulin-like. The transcript has 12 exons. Lineage: Eukaryota; Metazoa; Chordata; Actinopteri; Syngnathiformes; Syngnathidae. The record is from RefSeq and is a predicted model, not a curated record. Bases 1 to 1581 code for a protein of 526 amino acids.
AUGACAGUGAAUAAGAGAGAAUUCUUUGGGAGAAAGCAAGAUUCAGAGAAGGCGGGCAGUAAAAACCCUAAAAAUAAAUUGGACUGGAAAGCCGUUCAUGGCAAGGUCGACCUGAAGGUGAGCGCCGAGGCCCUGAAGACCGACUUUCUGUGUGGCAAAGAGGUGGUAUCUGUCCCUGACGCCGGCCGUAUUGACACCGUGGUCCGCAGCCUGCUGGUGGAGGCUGAAGGAACGCCUCAGUCAGUCAGUCACAACGCACUGCUCUGUCCUGCAGAGGGACCAGUGGAAAAGGAAAUCUCUCUUGUGAUGCCAGAGAUGUUUGUUGCUGGAUCUGCCAGAGCCACUGUCUCUGUACUGGGUGACCUGAUGGGCCGAGCCAUUAAGAACCUCGACCAACUCCUGGCAAUGCCGUAUGGCUGUGGGGAGCAGAACAUGUUGCUGUUUGCUCCCAACAUCUUCAUUCUCAACUACCUGAAAAGCACGGGUCAACUGACUGCUGAGAUUCUGGAGAAAGCAAAGCGCUUCCUUGAGAGCGGAUACCAAAGGGAGCUCACCUACAAACAUGACGAUGGCUCCUACAGUGCCUUUGGGAAAAACGAUGCAUCCGGCAACACCUGGCUGACCUCCUUUGUGAUGAAGUCAUUUGGGGGGGCAAGGCCUUACAUCUUUGUCGAUCCCAAGCACAUUUUAGAGGCCAAGAAAUGGUUGUACGCUCAACAGGGGCGUAAUGGCUGCAUCCAAUCUGUGGGGAAACUCAUCCACAAUGGCAUGAAGGGAGGUGUGAGCGACGACGUAUCCCUGACGGCUUACAUCGUUGCCGCCCUGUUAGAACUGGACUCCGACAUUGAAGAUUCUGUGAUCCAGAGGUGUUUGGGCUGUCUGAAGGAGGCAGACGGCCAAAUAGACAAUUUGUACACCACACCGCUUAUGUCCUACACCUUUACUCUGGCUAGGGAUGAGGAAAUGAGAAUCAAGCUAGUCAGCUACCUGCACCAGCAGUCCAGCACGAUGGGGGGAACCCGCCACUGGGAGCGAGUGGGGGCCUCGAAGAAAGGACUGGACUCCCUGGAGGUUGAGAUGACUUCCUAUGUACUGCUGGCACUGCUCUCUGGGCCUUCCCUUCCAGAUUUUGGUCUGGGCUACAGCUCUGGCAUUGUGCGCUGGCUCACACAGCAGCAAAAUCCGUACGGUGGUUUUUCUUCCACACAGGAUACCGUGGUGGCCCUCCAAGCGCUGGCUAAAUAUGCUGCUGCCACCUAUAGCGUCGGUGGCAGGACUAUCGUGACAGUGACCUCGUUAGGAGGUCUGAACAAGCGGUUCAUCGUUGACCAGAGGAAUCGGCUCCUGUACCAAGAAGAGAAGCUGAGCGAUAUCCCUGGAGAGUACACGAUCAGAGCAGAGGGAAAGAGUUGUGUUCUGGCACAGAUCUCCAUGCAUUACAACGUUCCCCCUCCUCCUGACUUUUCCGCCUUCACCCUCUCCACUAAUACCAUUUCCAAGUGCAACCCCAGCAAGCCACAGAUCAUCCUCUUUGUUCACGUCAGGUCAGUGUGUGUGCAUAUCUGUCCGUUUGUCAAAUAA